Messenger RNA from Phoenix dactylifera (date palm), 2314 nucleotides. Its product is annotated as CBL-interacting protein kinase 32. The record is from RefSeq and is a predicted model, not a curated record. Gene Ontology annotation, biological process: protein phosphorylation; signal transduction. Gene Ontology annotation, molecular function: ATP binding; protein serine/threonine kinase activity. NCBI's taxonomy places the organism in Eukaryota, Viridiplantae, Streptophyta, Magnoliopsida, Arecales, Arecaceae.
GAAAUCUAUUCUGAUUCCAAUCCGCCGAUGCAUCGCCAAUCGAUUCACAAAUAGUAACAUUUUUCCCAUCCAAUGCUAGGUUGGGACAUCAAAGAAAAAAAAGAAGAAAAGCAAUGGUAAUGUUAGGGCAUCCUUUUUUUCAAAGGAUUGUUGAAACUUAUCCAAAGGGAAAGUUAAUCGUCAAACCAAAUCCCAGUAAAACUCCAGGUUAAAAUUAGGGAGAAGACAAGGGGAGCUGGGUGGCCUGGCAUUUUGUUGUCGCCAUCAGUCUGACCACAGGCAGUGGUGCGGUGGCCCCUGCCCUCUUGACGACCAGGACGGCGAAUAGUUGCAUGGAAUUGGAUUACCGGCUUACCGCAGCGUUCACCCCCUUUCCCCUGCCUCUACAACUACUUAUGGCCCCUGCCCUGUCUUGGUUCAUAUGCAGCCUCUGUUCUUAUCCAUAUACAGUCCCCUGUUCUGCUUCUUUUCCUUGUCUCAGUUUUACUUUCUUGGUCCACCCCAGCUCCCAGGAGCCAAAAAGUCGAGGAAAAUAUCCCUUAGCUGGUGCUCCGGAGCCUAUCAAGUUAUUAUAAGUUUUCCUCUGUUUUGGUCGUUUUCCAUUGAGUUUGGAGUAGUUUCUGAUCAGUUCCUCUGGAUUGGUUUACAAAGAAAACACAUCAGAGAUACAAGACAGAAAAUGAGUACAGCCAAGGUGAAGCGUCGUGUGGGCAAGUAUGAGCUUGGGCGGACAAUUGGGGAAGGGACAUUUGCAAAGGUCAGAUUUGCAAGGAACUCUGAAACGGGGGAACCUGUUGCCAUCAAGAUUCUUGAUAAGGAGAAGGUUCUCAAGAACAAAUUGGUUGAGCAGAUUAAGCGGGAAAUCGCCACCAUGAAGUUAAUAAAGCAUCCUAAUGUUGUUCGCCUAUAUGAGGUUAUGGGAAGUAAAACAAAGAUAUUCCUGGUACUUGAAUAUGUUACAGGGGGAGAGCUUUUCGACAAAAUUGUCAACCAUGGGCGAAUGAGGGAGGAUGAAGCACGAAGGUAUUUUCAACAAUUAAUUAAUGCUGUUGAUUAUUGCCAUAGCAGAGGUGUAUACCACCGUGACUUAAAGCCAGAGAAUUUACUACUUGAUGCAUAUGGAAACCUCAAAGUUUCUGAUUUUGGAUUAAGUGCGCUGUCCCAACAAGUCAGGGAUGAUGGCUUGCUUCACACUACUUGUGGAACUCCGAAUUAUGUUGCUCCAGAGGUCCUCAAUGAUAGAGGCUAUGAUGGGGCAACUGCAGACUUAUGGUCAUGUGGAGUCAUUCUUUUUGUGUUGCUAGCAGGGUACUUGCCUUUUGAGGAUUCUAAUCUUAUGACCUUGUAUAAGAAAAUCUCGGCUGCUGAAUUUACAUGCCCAUCUUGGCUUUCCCUUGGUGCCAUGAGACUGUUGACAAUAAUCCUUGAUCCAAACCCGAUGACACGAAUAACUAUCCCCGAGAUAUUGGAGGAUGCAUGGUUCAAGAAAGGCUAUAAGCCACCAGUCUUUGAGGAGAAAUAUUAUGCAAAUCUGGAUGAUGUGGAUGCUGUUUUCAAGGAUUCAGAAGAGCACCAUGUAACGGAGAAGGAAGACCAGCCAGCAGCUAUGAAUGCAUUUGAGCUGAUUUCAAUGUCAAAGGGGCUAAAUCUUGGCAAUUUGUUUGACAUAGAACAGGAAUUCAAGAGAGAAACAAGAUUUACAUCAAAAUGCCCAGCGAAUGAAAUCAUUAGUAAGAUCGAGGAAGCUGCAAAGCCACUGGGCUUUGAUGUUCAGAAGAAAAAUUACAAGAUGAAGCUGCAAAACAUGAAAGCUGGAAGAAAGGGGAACCUCAAUGUUGCUACUGAGGUAUUUCAAGUAGCUCCCUCUUUUCAUAUGGUUGAGGUACGGAAAGCUAAAGGAGAUACUCUAGAGUUCCACAAGUUUUAUAAGACUCUCUCCAACAGCCUGAAGGAUGUUGUUUGGAAAUCUGAAGACGAAAUGCAUGACAAUGCUGCCAAAUGAUGCCUCUUGGAGAUGAGGGUGAGCUCCUUUUUCUUUUCACAAAAGAUAUUAGCUUCUGGUCGCCCAGUUUUUUUCCCCCUGGAGCAAGCUGUCGACCGUGCUGGCUGGUGCGUGAUUCCCUGCUGCAUUUUUUUUCCUCUCUGUUACAAACUGUACCAUUGUAAAUGUUGGGGCAGACUUGUUUGAUUGUUUUAUUUGUUGUUUUUUCUGUAUUAUUGGUGGAGAGAACAAAGCAAGCAUGAGUUUCAUGUACUUUGUAUACUGCUGUUGAUCCUAUAUAAAGAGAGCUCUUUUCGUGCAGUGCUAUAUAAA